This is a messenger RNA of Hyaloperonospora brassicae, 1236 nucleotides long. NCBI's taxonomy places the organism in Eukaryota, Oomycota, Peronosporomycetes, Peronosporales, Peronosporaceae. The record is from the annotation of a GenBank genome assembly.
AUGUCGGUCCACCGCGAAGUAGUCUCUCUCUCGCAGCUCCUGCGUCGCACCACCGACUCCUCGAUCGCACGGCAGCAUCGGACAGGUCACAAGCCGCCGCCGUUGGCUUUCCAGCCCUCCCGACAGCGACCGGCCAAAGCGCAGCGGACGGCAGAGCGCCCGAAUAUCGGACACAGCCCACUCGUCAGCUGUGCACUGGCCGCGGACGAGCCGCUGAGCUUCACCGACUGCGUGCGCGGUGCGAGUGCCGCGUCAGCGUCUCAGUCCGAGAGCACGCGCUCGAGCUCUGUCUUUGCGCCCCUGUCUCAAGAAGCGUUCGAGACGGAGGGCGAGCAGUGGAGUGCCCUGACGUCCAUGUCGCAGUCGUCCGUGUCGCAGCUGCCAUCGCAGAACUGGCUGGCGUCGAGCCAAGAGGGGAGUCAGCCAUGGCGGGCGCCCGAGCUGCUGCCUCCACCUCCUGCACCGCCGUGCUGCAUGCAACGGCGAGAGCUUGAGCAGUGCAUUGGGAAAGCGAUCGCCCAGCAAACGCUCGAGCAAAAGGAGCAGCAGCAGCAGCUCCUGACGGACGUUGCCAGUCCGAUAGCAAAGUCGGUGGACGAGAUCAAGACGCAACUCGAGUCGUGCAGUGAAGCGCAGCAGAAACACGACGCGGUCAUUGCAGGACUUGCAGCAGACAUGAAGGAGGUGACGGCGGCAGUCUCGGCGCUGCGUGAGCAGAGUUGUAGUGACCGCACAGCAGUGUGUCAAGAAAUUCGCACGGCAGUGACGAGCGAAACAGCGGGCGUGAAAGCGGUGCUCACGAGCCUCCAAGCCCGCGUUGAGACAGUUGCAGGCAGCGUCAAGUCAUGCUCGGGUCUUGUUGCACAGCUACGGGAAGAUGCCGGCACGAAGUACGACGUGCUCUUGUCAGCUGUAGCUGCAUCUUCGUGCACUUGCACUCAAGAAGUCGCGCCUAUCGACGCACACGUGAACGACGAGAGAGAGAGCAGGAAACGAAAAUGGACCGCCGAAGCCCACGAGCAGGAUGCCAGUGGCGGCUACACGUUGGCCGCACUUCUUGGGUCACCCGUGUUCCAAUCUCCAGCUCGAUGUCGAGAUAACGACGACGACGACAUCGACGACGAGGUGCGGAGAGAUAAAGGGACAAGUGAGACGUCGUCUUCGAGUCUCCAAGGAGCACUUCAGCAGAUUGAAGCGCUUCGUGCACGGCGUCGCAGCAUUCUGCAGGAAUGGUAA